Mizuhopecten yessoensis (Yesso scallop) is the source of this 1580-nucleotide messenger RNA. RefSeq names its product protein SCO1 homolog, mitochondrial-like. The coding region runs from base 144 to 998 and encodes 284 amino acids. Gene Ontology annotation, biological process: mitochondrial respiratory chain complex IV assembly. The transcript is spliced from 7 exons. NCBI's taxonomy places the organism in Eukaryota, Metazoa, Mollusca, Bivalvia, Pectinida, Pectinidae. The record is from RefSeq and is a predicted model, not a curated record.
GCGUUACCGAGCUGUGAUUCGUUAUACAAACAAUAUGGCGGCGCCCAGGUACACGAGAACGUGAUAGCUAACUGAGUUCGUGCAAACAGUCAAACAACUCUUUUACAUAUUUCAACCCUGAGAUUUGAAGAUCAAGUGGCAUCAUGGAAGGUGUUUUAGCCCAAAGAUUGUGCUCGAAAUAUAUGCACCGUUUGUUUAAUUCCACUCGAAAUUUUUCCAGAUUACACUAUUGCUCAAGAAUGCCAGUGCAACGGACUUUAUACACAAGAAACACAAGCCUUUUAAAGAGAACACAACUGAAACCAUCCCAGAACGAGAUACGGGGGGCAGCCACUCGGCCAGCAGGAAAUAAAAAUGUUGCCUGGGCAGUGACGCUGGCGUUGACUGGUGUGGGUGGCAUCGCUUACUAUGUGAUAGAUAACAUGGCUCAGAAAAGCAAAAAAGUUAAAAUUAAGCAAGAGACUCAGGUUGUCGGGAAAAUAGAAAUAGGAGGGAAGCCCUGGACACUCACUGACCACAACGGUGUGACCAGGACGGACAAGGACUUUGAGGGUCAGUGGGUGUUGUUCUACUUUGGUUUUACACACUGUCCAGAUGUGUGCCCAGAGGAGCUGGACAAGUUGGCCAAAGUAGAGGCGGUGUUCCGUCAAAGGAACGACCUCCCGAGCAUACAGCUACUGUUUGUGACCCUUGACCCUGAGCGGGACACACCAAAAGCUAUUAAGAAAUAUUGUAAAGAGUUUUCGCCGACAUUGCUUGGUUUAACUGGAACUGCAGAACAGCUUGAAAGUAUGAGGAAAAUCUACAGAAUCUUCUUUUCUACCGGACCAGUAGAUGACAGUGGAGAUUAUCUAAUUGACCACGCCAUCAUAAGCUACCUGGUGCGACCAGAUGGAUCAUUUGCAGACUAUUACCCAAAGCGAGUGGAUAAAAAGACUAUGGUCCAACAAAUUGAAAUAAAGAUGAAAAGAUAUGAAAAAGAGAAGAAAAAGGAAUAACAUAAAUUUUGUUAAAAACAAUAAGAAAAAUCACUUCAUUGACCUGCAUAAUUAUCUGAUUUUAAUUUCAAUUGAAUAGCAUACCACAUUUUGAACCAGACUGAUUUAAACAUAUAUAAAAAAGGAGGAUAAUUCAAUUCUGUAAAGCUUUCAGCUGUUGAUAGAAAUAGUUUAGAUAUCAGCUGUUCAUUGUUCUCAAGUCUAUUUGUUUUGGCUAGAAUUUGGAAGAUAUUUUGAUAUGGUGGUACUAUCUUUCUGUACUUUAUGAUACUAAGCUGUGCUCAGGUACAUGUACAUUACUUAUUGGUACAAUGGACCUCCUCCAUGAGAGAGUGAACUUGUGUUGAGAUCUGUGUACAACUGUACAUGACAAUUUCCAAGAGCUUUCAUUUCUUGUUCGUAGUUUCAACAUUUAAAUGCAUCUAUUGCUUGAAAAGUAUUAGAUAUCUGAAGUUAGGUGUGUGAGAUAUGUACAUGUGUGUUAAUCAGGAGCUUUCUACUGUAGUAUAUAAUAUAUUGAUUAUUUAGACAAUUGGUAAUACUUGUGAUAAUAAAUAUUUCUACUUAUAUAUGACUACACUG